Molecule: messenger RNA, 771 nt
Organism: Parathielavia appendiculata
Lineage: Eukaryota; Fungi; Ascomycota; Sordariomycetes; Sordariales; Chaetomiaceae
Exons: 3
Coding region: 1-771 (256 amino acids)
Molecular function (GO): nucleic acid binding; zinc ion binding
Source: RefSeq, a predicted model, not a curated record
AUGCGGAAGCCGAUUUCGCUAGUGACUGUAACAACACACUGCACGGUGGACAUGACCAGGGUGCCAGAGGAACACAUCGGAGAGGCUACACCAGUGGCCCUUCGCAAACUCAUCGAGAACGAAAUGCGAGCGCCUGGCGAUCAACCCAAGUGGCGUUGUGUUGCCGUCACUAGAGACCGAGGAAACAACAACCGUAUCAGGAUCCUCGGCAGGAACGAAGACGAAGUCAAGAAGAUCAAGGACAUCAUUGAAGCGAAGAAGACGCCGGAUACAAGAGUCCUUCGGGACCAGCUGUACCCAGUCAAAGUGGACAACGUCAACCGCACGGCCGUCAUCGACCACGAAGGCAGGGUCCUUCCUGGAGCUACUGAAGCCCUGAGCCAGGAAAACGAGGUGCAGAUUGCGAAGAUGGCCUGGCUGAGCAGAAAAGACGCCGCAAAAGCGUAUGGAUCCAUGGUGGUUUAUGUCACCAAAGCCGGAGACGCUAGGAGGCUCCUUCUCCUCAACGACGGCUUCUUCUACGCCGGAGGUGAAUCAGGAUACACUGGAAUAUUCGAACGUCGGAUGAGACCAGAGCAAUGCUACAACUGCCAGCAGAUCGGCCACAAAGCAUUCCAGUGCAAAAACGCUCACGUGUGCGCCAGGUGUGCCAAGGUGGGCCACCACCACAGUGGCUGCAGCGAAGUGGUGACCAAGUGCGUCCUGUGCAGCGGCCCGCAUGAAUCGUUCAGCAGGAACUGCCAGAGGCUCUACCCAUCUCGUCAUGAGUAG